CCACAAUUCUAAAAACCAACUCAUUCACUUAACAAACAACUCAACUUCUUAAAAAAAAAAAAAAGAGACACACCCCCUUUUCAUUUCUAAGAGUUUGAACAAUCUUUGACUCUAAAAUAUGAAGAUGGGUACAAUUGGAGGCUCAAAAAGAUCAAGACUAUCAUCAUCAUCAAGUAGAGGACUUGGUGGAGUCCUUAAGGAACAAAGGGCUAGGCUAUACAUUAUUAGAAGGUGUGUGGUCAUGCUUCUAUGUUGGCAUGAGUAGCUAUAAGUAGUUUAGUUUAGUUGAGGUUUUUAAGACUUAGAAGUCCAAACUUUGUUCCAUGAGAAUAGAAACAAGAUUUGGUUCUUUCUCUUUUUUGUAAUUUUCUUAAUUUUAGCCUUCUUCCUUUGAUUCA
Trifolium pratense (red clover) is the source of this 398-nucleotide messenger RNA. Its product is annotated as small polypeptide DEVIL 4-like. NCBI's taxonomy places the organism in Eukaryota, Viridiplantae, Streptophyta, Magnoliopsida, Fabales, Fabaceae. The record is from RefSeq and is a predicted model, not a curated record. The coding region runs from base 119 to 265 and encodes 48 amino acids. Gene Ontology annotation, biological process: negative regulation of cell population proliferation. The transcript has a single exon.